This is a messenger RNA of Cercopithifilaria johnstoni, 381 nucleotides long. The record is from the annotation of a GenBank genome assembly. NCBI's taxonomy places the organism in Eukaryota, Metazoa, Nematoda, Chromadorea, Rhabditida, Onchocercidae.
AUGCCGUAUCGACGACGUUCGCGAUCACAUUCACGGAGACGCAGAAGUCGUUCUCGUACUCCACGCAGGGAUGUUGUAUCACUUUCAUUAGUACCCGUAGGGCGUCGUCGACGGUUACGCUCACGUUCACGAUCACUUUUGGGUUAUGAUUUGCUAGAGCUAUUAUCAAGCAGAAGGCGCAGACGGUCGAGAUCAAGAUCGCGUCGGAGCUUAUAUAGACCAAGAUCACGUCGUCGUCGCUCAAGCGUUCCUCGUCGUCGUUCGAGCUCUCGCCGUCGCCGAUCUGUAUCACGUCGCCGUAUGCUCCCUCGACGUCGCCUUUCCCGUUCGCGCGGUCGUUCUCGUUCUCGCUCCGGUUCUCGAAUAUACCGUUAUCGGUAA